Hyla sarda is the source of this 712-nucleotide messenger RNA. RefSeq names its product mitochondrial ribosomal protein L35 (gene MRPL35). Gene Ontology annotation, cellular component: mitochondrion; ribosome. Bases 80 to 655 code for a protein of 191 amino acids. Gene Ontology annotation, molecular function: structural constituent of ribosome. NCBI's taxonomy places the organism in Eukaryota, Metazoa, Chordata, Amphibia, Anura, Hylidae. Gene Ontology annotation, biological process: translation. The record is from RefSeq and is a predicted model, not a curated record. The transcript is spliced from 5 exons.
UGCUGCUUAUACGUCUGACAUAAGAAUCACCCCCCUCCCCCCUUUUCUGGUUGGUACCGUCCAGGAGGCUCUGUCAAACAUGGCGCUGUGCUGUGGGCCGCUGCGGGCUGCCUGUGCACGGACGGGUUCACUGCUCAGACAAUGGCCACAGUCCGCAGCUGCCACAGCAGCUCUCCUUAGGCCGCUGGUAAAUCCCUGCAUGUCCGGCAACAUACGCCAUUUGUGGGCGCUGUCCUCCCCGCUCACUAGAUCCGCACAGCGUGUUCUUCCUCAAGCAGGACACCCGCUAGCCCCUACCCACAGCGGCACUAUUCUCAGCAGUGUAACAUCAUUGCUCCCAAGUAUCCUUCAACAUCCUUCUAGGAAGAUCACGUAUGUAAGUGUUCGGAAAGGAAAGAGAAAGUCUGUGAGAUCUGUAACCAAACGUUUUAUGCGUCUGCACUGCGGGCUGUGGAUCCGGAGAAAGGCUGGUUAUAAAAAGAAGCUGUGGAAGAAGAAGGCUGCUAGGAAAAAGCGUCUCCGAGAAAUAGUUUUCUGUAAUAAAACCCAAAGCAAACUGCUGGACAAGAUGACCUCACCGUUCUGGAAGAGGAGGAACUGGUACGUCAAUGACCCCUACCAGAAAUACCACGAUCGCACCAACCUCAAAGUGUAGACCUCAUCCCGUGCAUUCUUUAUCAACUGUAAUAAAAUGUAUAUGAGCUUUACCGUG